Messenger RNA from Humulus lupulus (European hop), 2226 nucleotides. RefSeq names its product 2-carboxy-1,4-naphthoquinone phytyltransferase, chloroplastic. Lineage: Eukaryota; Viridiplantae; Streptophyta; Magnoliopsida; Rosales; Cannabaceae. Gene Ontology annotation, molecular function: prenyltransferase activity. Gene Ontology annotation, biological process: phylloquinone biosynthetic process. The record is from RefSeq and is a predicted model, not a curated record. The coding region runs from base 963 to 2126 and encodes 387 amino acids. Gene Ontology annotation, cellular component: membrane. The transcript is spliced from 11 exons.
GGAUAGCCAUACCAACUACCGAGAACAAGAAAACGUUAAACUAACUCUCUGCAAGUCUUGCGUUUCUAUCCUUAUUACCAAUUACAUGUAAUUUUCACAGGAAUCACCGCCAUGAUUAAAACUAUAGGGAACAAGCUGUAAAACUAAAAGAGUCACUGAACAAAUGUGCCAGAAUUAGCUCUUUCCCCUUCACCUUCACCUUCACCUUCUUCUUCUUCAAUUCACUUGACCAGCCAAAAGAAAUUUCUCCAGAUGGUAUUAAGCUAACAUCAAUGGCAACCAUAUUCUGUAAUCUUAGCCUUGGUUCUGGCUUUGAGAAGCUAAAUGAAUUCCAUCAAAGCCGAAGAAUCUUCAAAAGGAAAGUGGGGUUUUUUGUUUCUUUCUGUCUUUGUUUUUAUUUAUUUAUUUUCAACAAAAUAUUGUUCUGUGUUUGAGGUUGAAUUUCGAUUAUUAGUUCCAAGACUAGCUAGGCAUUAAGUUAAAAAUAUCUAUGUUCACAUAUUAUUCAUGGUGAGUUGAUAAUGGUGGUAUUUCAUUUUCAACUGUGGAUACUGGUAAAGAAUUUUUUUUGGCACAUAUGUAUAGAGCUUGAGCUAUGAAAACAAUUCCCUACUGAUAACUCUGUCUUUACAUAGAAAUCCAAUGGCCAACGAAAACUUGUUUAAAUAGUUUAUUUGGAAACCCACUCACUGUAUUAGACAAAUGCUCCCAGGAAAUAUCUUGAUAGCUUUGCCUUUUCAUUUCACACUCAACAAUAUUAGCAAAAUGAAACUUUUUAGAUAUGGUUUGUUGUGCUCAAGAACAAUUUAAUAGCAGGAGAUUGCAGUCAAAUUUUCCAUGCAUGUGUUGAAUGAUUUAAAAUAGAUUAGUAAAACUCUAAAAACAAUGACACCUGAACCAUUGAAUAACUAGACUGAAACAUGAUAGGAGUGAAGGCAAUUGAAUGAUUUUCCUUGCUUGGGAUGGAUAAUGAAGAGAAAGAAAUGGAUGUAAGGCCUAACUUUUGUAGAAUAAUUUGUAAACAAACAUCUUUCAGGUCUUACUUGGACUCCAAAAGUUCUUCAUGUUCUGAUACUCAAAAUCGUCUCCACAAGACUUGUAAUAGACAAUUGAAAGCAAAGCAGUGGAAUCGUAGUUCACGGUCUUUUGUCAACAAUCAGGAAGAUCACUCCAAAACCCUUGUAGAAGAGGAUAUUUCUAAGGCAACCUUGAUAUGGAGGGCAAUAAAGUUACCAAUAUACUCUGUUGCAUUAGUUCCUCUCACGGUAGGUAGUGCAGCUGCUCUUUUGCAGACGGGCCUAUUUUCAGCUGGUCGUUAUUUUCUUCUUUUUGUUUCCUCCGUUUUUAUUAUUGCAUGGUUAAAUUUAAGCAAUGAUGUUUACGAUUUCGAUACAGGAGCAGACAAAAACAAAAAAGAGUCAGUUGUGAACCUCGUUGGCAGCCGUACAGGAACCCUUGUAGCUGCCUACUUGUUACUUGCUCUGGGCUUCAUUUUGCUAACCUGGACAUCCAUUCAGGCAGGAAGUAACCGUGCUAUACUAUUACUCACAUGCGCAACCGCAUGUGGCUAUAUAUAUCAGUGUCCACCAUUCCGAUUAAGUUAUCAAGGACUGGGAGAGCCUUUGUGUUUUGCAGCGUUUGGGCCAUUUGCUACUUCAGCCUUUUACUUGCUUCAGGGCCCUACAAGUGACAUUAGUCAUCCAUUAAUUUUAUCAUCAUCAUUCCUUGUUGGGAUCACAACAACAUUAAUCCUCUUUUGUAGUCAUUUUCAUCAGAUUGAAGGAGACAAGGCUGUUGGGAAGAUGUCUCCGCUGGUUAGGAUUGGAACCGAAAGAGGUGCAAAGGUAGUCAAGCUGGCAACCAUCGCACUUUAUGUUCUUCCACUCGCUCUUGGUCUAUGUAGAGUUCUCCCUUUUACUUGCAUUCUCCUCUGUGCCCUGACCUUACCCUUAGCAAAAAUAGUGGUUAGCUAUGUUGAAGAAAACCACAAGGACAAUGAUAAGAUUUUCAUGGCAAAGUAUUACUGCGUGAGACUUCAUGCACUAUUUGGGGCUGCAUUGGCUGCUGGACUUGUAUUGGCUAGAAUGCUUCCUAAAAGAUACAUCCCAACAAUUCUAUCAGCAUAAAUAAGAGUUUUAUGUGUAAACAUUUUGUCUUUCUAUUGAUUGAUUAGCAAACAAAAUAAGAUCAUAAUAUAUGCAGGCAAGGUGCAUAGUUGAAAUAAUA